GGCCCGCCGCCGCCGCGUUCCGCUGGGAUCUGUUCCCCGGCCCAGGGACGCCGCCCCCACUCCGGUUGUCUAGGCGACGAGGGGCCGCUUCUCCCGGCCGAGAUUGCGGCGAUGUCGCAGGGAACGACUCCCUGGGGGCCGACCCCGGCAGGGCCGACCCCAGCGGGAACCACGCCCGAAUCGGAGAGAGACACUGAAUUCCAGGAGCAUGAAAAGAUUCUGUCUCCGGAUUUUCUGUCAGUUGCCCAAAUCACUGAUUUGUUAACAGAGGACGUCGAUGGAGUUCAAGAAAAACUCAGAAUCUUUUUGAAUUUCAAAAACGUUGAAACUUGUUUAAUGGAUGCCAUUCUACUGGAUUAUUAUGUAUCUGGAUUUUUGUGGGCUAGAAGAAUGGAUUUCUCUGUUAUUCAAUAUUCAAAAUUUAUGACUUUGUUAGCCAUGUUGCUUUGGAAUCUUAAAACACUACAUAUGUCCUUAGAGGACAGCAUAAAAUGGCUUGGAGAAGUUAUGGCUGAAAUAGGACCAAAUCAUUCACGAAAAAGUGAGGAAUGGAAUAUCUUUGAUGUAAAACAAGCCAAUGCUAUCAUUGAUUACAUAAAAAUCAGCUUAUUUCAACACUACAAGCUCUACGAAUUUAUGUUCUACUCUGCCAGGGAAGAAAUUGUGAUAGGAACUGAGCAUUUUCUAGGAUGUCCAGACAUAAUGCCUAAGGUAAACUGUAUCAGGUUCAGCAACCCACAUUUGAAAGUGGACAUUUUCAAAUCAAAAUGUUUUCAAAGGAAAAUAACCUGGAUUUUCCAGGACCAGAAGCCUCUGAAAAAGAAAAGAUUCAGAGUGGACGUAAUAGCUGCCUUCAAAUCUAAAGGACUGACAAGAUAAAGAAGAGAUUUGUCUUGUCUGCAUAACUCCCAGAUGGCAAACCAAAGAUCAUUGGUUUUGGUUCUAGGGUGAACCUUUACUAAAUAAAUGCAAUCACUUUCUAAAUAUAGAAGCAUCUAGAAAUGGAAGGGAUGAGAUGUGGGAGGGCAGAGGCUCAUGUCUUCCUCAGUUUUAUACUACCAACUCUCAUCUCAGCACAGGUCCUGGCAGACAGACGGUACUUUAAGUUUUAUGGAAUGAAUUGAGAGGUAAUAGGUUACAUCGUCAUUGAAUAUAUUUCAAGUUUAGCAAUACGGUUUUUGUUGAAUGAUAUUUUGUGAAGUUGUUUAAAGCACUAGAAGGGAAAUUGAGCUAGAUGAUCUAUGAGUAUGUGACCAUCAAACCCGGAUUUUUUAGGACUUUCAAUUUAAACUAUUUUGUCCUAUUCUUCCCAUGAGUAUACUUCCAAAUGUUCUUCUCAUUAGUAAAGUCCAAAAUUUAUGAUCAGCCAGUCUUACUCUGGGUAGCAAUUACUAAUAGAAUGAUAAAGUGGAUUCCUUCCUAUGGGCUGGAAAUCAUGUAGGAUUGCUUACAGUUGGAGUGGAUAAAUGCAGUUGUUUAUAACUAAAAGGUCACUUAUAAAUAUAUAGUUGGUUCUAUCUUGGUGAAUGCAGACUUACAUGUUAAUAAAUAUACUCAAAUGUAAGACAACCAAAACUCUAGGGUGAUAUAUAUUUAUUGAUUGCAUUUUUAAAAAAGAAGAUUUUGAUCAGUUUUAUAAUAUUGGGCCAGAUACCAAUGUGUUUUCAUAGUAUUCAGGUUGGCUUAUGAGGCCACUCUUUAGACAUGGUGAGUGUUUAACAGAUGGCAGAGAAUAUACAAGCAGGUAUGCAUUGUGCAGGAAAGCAUGCAAGUGAAGAGUCAAUUAAGAAAGAAUAAACAUGCUUAGCAAGAGGCCACCUGAUUGGUAUUCUAACUACGGAACUGAGAAACUUUCUAUGCAAAUUACGCAGCUGCAUCAGCACCAUUGACAUCAUAGGAGUGAAGAGGGGAAAAAAAAACAGGAAAGCUCUCUGUGGCAAAAUAGCUCUGUGCUCGAUCAAGGAAAUAAUAUAAGUGUAGAUGUGGAAGAAGGAAGUUGCUUUUUCUUCUGUUUGCCUGAACCAGUAAUGACCACAGCAGAAGUGACAAGUUUAACUGAUGAAUAUGGAGUUUCAUAGCUCCCAGAACACUGAUUUUGGACUAAGAAGAAUUUAGAUGGGAGAUGCAACCUACUUUCCCUUAUUUCAAGAUUUGCAUGCCUGGUACAUACAGUGUCGUAUAAAUGUGCCAAGAUUUGUGAAGAGGUACGCGCGCACGCGCGCACACACACACACACACACACACACACACACACACACGUACACGCAUGCACACUUGAAACAGCGGGAGUACCUAAGAGGUAGAUAUCCAUUAUUCAAGGAAUUUCUUCCUUCCUUUAUUCAAUACAUGGUAACUUAAAGAAUAAAGGACUUUAUAUAAAAAGAUAUUUUAGAUGGGGAAAAACA
This is a messenger RNA of Cebus imitator (Panamanian white-faced capuchin), 2405 nucleotides long. RefSeq names its product ciliary associated calcium binding coiled-coil 1 (gene CABCOCO1). The transcript has 7 exons. NCBI's taxonomy places the organism in Eukaryota, Metazoa, Chordata, Mammalia, Primates, Cebidae. The record is from RefSeq and is a predicted model, not a curated record. The coding region runs from base 112 to 879 and encodes 255 amino acids.